This is a messenger RNA of Limanda limanda (common dab), 1699 nucleotides long. It is a transcript of the gene flvcr2a, whose product is annotated as FLVCR choline and putative heme transporter 2a. The record is from RefSeq and is a predicted model, not a curated record. The transcript is spliced from 11 exons. Gene Ontology annotation, cellular component: membrane. Gene Ontology annotation, molecular function: heme transmembrane transporter activity; heme binding. Lineage: Eukaryota; Metazoa; Chordata; Actinopteri; Pleuronectiformes; Pleuronectidae. Gene Ontology annotation, biological process: heme export; transmembrane transport. The coding region runs from base 110 to 1654 and encodes 514 amino acids.
GGCAGGGAUCCAGUUUACACUCCCAGACACACAGUGGCUGUAAGGGGAAUGGAGGCGGGCUGCAGCUGUUAAGUGCCACAGAAGAUUGAAGAGUUUCAGUGGGAGCAGCAUGAGCUUUGAGGAUGAUCCUCCUCACGAGCGGACGGACGAGGCCGGGGAACCUGACUGGUCCCCGACGAGGAGCAGAAAAACCACACUGGGAGAGUUCAGCCACCCCCUGUAUCUGGGUGACAGCCUCGACGACCUGGAGACGGCGCUCCUGGACACCGCUCAGCUCCACCCGCUCAUGGAGACCAAGCUGUACAAGCGGCGCUGGGUCAUGCUGCUGGUCUUCAGCCUCUACUCCAUGAGCAAUGCCUUCAUGUGGCUGCAGUACAGCAUCAUCGGCGACAUCUUCAUGCGCUUCUACGGCAUCGAUUCCCUCGCCACCGACUGGCUCUCCAUGAUCUUCUUCCUCACCUACAUCCCCCUCAUCCUGCCUGUCAUGUGGCUGCUGGACAACCGGGGCAUCAGGGACGUGGUGGUGGUGGGCUCGGCCUUCAACUGCAUCGGGGCUUGGAUCAAGACGAGCACGGCCGACCCCGACAUGUUCGCCAUGACUUUCUUUGGCCAGUUUGUGUGUUCGGUGGCCACGGUUUGCAUCCUGGGAAUCCCUUCCAGACUGGCGUCCCUGUGGUUCGGGCCGCAGGAGGUGUCCACCGCCUGUGCCAUGGGCGUUCUUGGAAACCAGAUGGGUAUCGCCAUCGGGUUCCUGGUCCCGCCCAUCCUCGUGCCUAAUGUGGACGACAUGGAUGAGCUGGCGCACUACAUCAGAAUCAUGUUCUACAUCAGCGCCGGAGUGGCCACCCUCAUCUUCGUCCUGGUGGUGAUCGUGUUUCAGGAGAAACCAGAGAUUCCUCCCACUCAGUCCCAGGCUCAGGCCCGGAACGUGCACCCGGACGAGUACUCGUACAAGGCUUCCAUCAUGAGGCUGCUGCGCAACAAGCCCUUCAUGCUGCUGGUGCUCAGCUACGGCCUGAACGUCGGUUGCUUCUAUGCUGUCUCCACCUUGUUGAACCGGAUGAUCAUCGAACACUAUCCUGGUGAAGAGGUGAAUGCUGGGAGGAUCGGUCUGACCAUUGUCAUUGCCGGCAUGGUGGGGUCCCUCAUUUGUGGCAUUUGGCUGGACAAGACUAAAACCUACAAACAGACCACCCUGCUUGUGUAUCUCCUCACGCUGAUCGGCAUGCUGGUCUACGCCUUCACCCUCAACCUGGGUCACCUGUGGGUGGUGUUUGUCACGGCCGGAAUUUUAGGCUUUUUCAUGACGGGAUAUCUGCCUCUGGGCUUCGAGUUUGCAGUAGAGCUCACCUACCCUGAAUCCGAGGGAACCUCGUCAGGGCUUCUCAACUGUUCCGCUCAGAUCUUUGGAAUCAUUUUCACCAUCUCCCAAGGGAAGAUUAUCGAUAAAUGGGGCACUUUUGGAGGAAAUAUCUUCCUGUGCAUCUUCCUACUAAUAGGAUCAGUAUUGACAGGAUUCAUCAAGGCCGACCUCCGACGGCAGAAGGCCAACCUGCGGGCCGAGGUGCAGACAGUGAGCCCUACAGGGUCCGAGUCAUCGGCGCAGGACUACGGGGCCACAGAGCGCAGAGGCCCCUGGCAACUACAGUCUUGACAUGAACCCACAACCUCACAAAAACUAAAACACACACCUGCAAAG